Striga asiatica is the source of this 1167-nucleotide messenger RNA. The record is from the annotation of a GenBank genome assembly. Lineage: Eukaryota; Viridiplantae; Streptophyta; Magnoliopsida; Lamiales; Orobanchaceae.
ACACCAAUUUCUUUUCUAGGUAGUUUCUAAUAAUUUGCAAAGACACACACUUAUUUCUUUCCUCUGAUUUUUUUUUUCCAUCUAAUUUGUGUUUGCAAAAAUAUGGGUAUCAAACAUGAGUACAACCUUAUGUUCUCAAAGUACAACAUUGUUUAUUUGGUACUUGUUGCAUCCCUUUGUUAUGGGGAUGAUGGGUACAUCUGCUCAAGAGCAACCUAUUAUGGCAGUCCUGAUUGCUUGGGCAAUCCUAGAGGAGCAUGUGGAUUUGGAGAAUAUGGGAGGACAGUGAACAAUGGUUUGGUGAGUGGAGUGUCGAGGCUUUACAGGAAUGGAAGUGGUUGUGGUGCAUGCUAUCAGGUCCGAUGCAAAAUCCCAUCUGCGUGUACCGAGGAUGGGAUCAAGAUCGUGGUCACCGAUUAUGGCGAAGGCCACGACACAGACUUCAUUCUAACCGCCAGAGCGUACGCCAGCCUGGCAUCCUCUCCGGACGCAGCUGCCCAUCUGCUCGAUUACGGCGUGGUCGAUGUGGAGUAUCGACGAGUCCCGUGCCAGUUCGGCUCUUCAAAUCUCCUUCUCAAGGUCCACGAGCACAGCAGCUACCCGUCCUACUUGGCAGUCGUGCCCCUUUACCAAGGUGGGGCUUACGACGUGACCGGAGCCCAAGUGUGGGUGGAGGAGUGUAAAGAGUGGCGGGCCAUGCGGAGGGUGUAUGGUACAGUGUGGGACAUGGAAAAUCCGCCACUUGUCAUCGCUAAUAUUCGAUUCCAACUCAGCACGGGUGACCAGUUUGUAAAGUGGGUGGAGUUGCUACGUGUCAUCCCGAAUGAGUGGAAGGCCGGGGUCGUAUAUGAUACCGGCCUUCAACUUGUUUAAAUUAUUAUAUUAUAUUUAUAGUUAUAUAUAUGUGUGUAUGUGUGUGUUAUAUAAAGGAAAGUAAUGUUUCAUUUUUAGUGUUCCCUUUGGGUUUGUUUUCUCUUACAUUGUGACUUGGUGCAAAAUAGGGACCUUAAAUUGGGUUGACCUUCCCUAUGUUUAUGUGUAAUAAUAAUAGUCAACCACUUGUUAGUAGUGUAUUUCAUGAUGAUAUGAAUAAAAAUAUUGUUAAAAUUGAUUGUUGCUCUUUUAUAAUAUGUGGAUUAUCAUUUGAUGUCCACAUGUAUUUCAGAU